Periconia digitata is the source of this 3541-nucleotide messenger RNA. NCBI's taxonomy places the organism in Eukaryota, Fungi, Ascomycota, Dothideomycetes, Pleosporales, Periconiaceae. The record is from the annotation of a GenBank genome assembly.
AACUUCGAAUUUGCAUUACGACUCUUCUGCCCAAUGCGCUACAGUUCUAUCCCAGCCCUCGCGGCUGUUCUCAGCCUCGGUGCACCUGGAGUGCUCUCCAGUGUCAUCCCUGUCACCCGUGGUGUCCAGACCCUUUCCGAUGAAGUCACUCUUUGCAUCAAGGACCUCUGUGCUUCCAAGGGAGACAAAUCUUAUGACACCGCGCCAUGUGGUUCAUCUAUCCUGACUGUCACUCGUCUUGGAGCUCCAUCUUCCGUGGAGGAAUGCGUGAGCACAUUCAGUGACCUCAUCGCCGAAAACCCUGAGAGUGGUUCUUCCGAGACCGAUGCCGCCUUGUAUGAGAUCUUUGCCGAGGGCGACAGCGAGAUUGAAGUCAUCGAGAAGCGCAAGACGACGAAGAAGACCACUACUACCAAGGCUGCUACCACCAGCAAGACCUCCUCUACCAAAGUUGAGGCCACUACGACCUCUUCUUCGUCCAAGUCAUCUUCCUCGUCCAAGAGCUCUUCCUCUUCUGCUUCUUCUACUUCAUCCUCCAAGAGCUCUUCCUCUUCUGCUUCUGCGACUUCAUCCUCCAAGGGCUCUUCUUCCUCUGCUUCUGCCACUUCGUCCUCCAAGAGCUCUUCCUCUAAGGACUCUUCCUCCUCAGCGACCUCCUCCUCAAAGAGCGCUUCUAUCACCGCCUCUUCCUCAGGGGGUUCUUCCUCUAAGAGCGCUUCUGCCAGUGGAUCUUCUUCUGGAAUCUCCUCCUCGAUCAAGCCCAGUGGCUCAUCUAUUUCCUCCAAGAUAAGCGGAUCAAUGUCCGCUUCUUCUUCCAUCUCCCGAUCAGCCACCAGAACUUCCAUGUCAGCAUCGCAGAGCGCUAGCGGCUCAGCCUGCCCUCUUCCCAGGAAAGACAGCAAUGGAAAGACUAUCCAAAGACGAUGCGCUGGUGAUGAGUUCUACAAGAAGACUGACCUCAUUGCUGGUAAGGUCACCCACUGGAGAUUCAACACCAUGAAGGACCCCAAGGACUACAAUGCCGAUGCUCAGGCUAAGAAGGUUCUCACCACCAUGAAAUCUAGCGGCCAAUUGGAUGUAGUCAAGAUCAACAGCGGUGAGCUCACCGUCAUCGGCAACGUCGAGGAGGGAGAUAAUGGAGGAACCAACCCUAAGGACUUUACCAAGAAGGGUGGAAACUACAUCCUGACCAACGGAGGUUUCUUCCAGCACAUCGGUGACCCAGACCACGAGCUCUACGAACGCAGGUACGCACCAGCCGGCGAGGACACCAAGAUCAAGACGGCCGAUGGCAGUGUCAAGACCUACGCCAACCCCUUCCCUGUGCCUGAAGACUACGUUCCCUACUACACCUCGAUCUCCGGUACCGAGGGCACCAAGGUGUGGUCUGGACCUGAUCUCAAGAAGAACACCCCUGAGAUAGAUACCAAGCAGGGUAUCUGGGAGUACAAGACUGGUGGCCCCGUCGGUAGCUUGAACCACGCUGCCGAAAACAACGAGCGCCUCGCCGUUGUGAGCUUCGGCGGAACUUUCUACAACUUCGCCUACACCUCUGACGUCCGCAAAUCCGGUCUCUCCACCAACGCAUUCAAGUCCUUGAUCGACCUCUUCUUUAAGGAGAUGGGCGAGACUGGCAAGAGCAUCAGCGGCUCUACCCAAGCCGUCUGCCUUGAUGGUGGCCCAAGUAUCUCUUUGAUCUGGAACGAGGGCAACGAUGCACCCAAGUAUCUCGCCCUUGGCCAGAACGGCGACAGCACUCCUCUUCCUGGUGCAUCCAGCAAGGUUGUCAGCAACUUGAUCAAGAUCGGUGUCAAAUAAAUUUGACGUUGACAAUAAUCGUUUAAGUUUAUUCGCCAUUAUUCUUUUUUCGGCGGAGGGGGGGUGGAAGGCUGCAUUAGUCAGUCAUGCUUUUGAUGUACUUGUAUGUUGGGAAGAUUCGCUUCGUUUCUUGGGAGCUCAGGUUUCUAAGAUAGUCCUUUAGCGUUUUUUGAUAGAUGGUUAUUUGAGCAAUUACAUGAAUUCUUAUCACCAGUUGAGCUGUAACCUGACGAUAUCUGACUAUGAUGUUCCUCCCUGGUACUAGCGCGUGGACUAGCGCCUUGGCGAGCAGGAUUUCCAUCACAUCCCCAUAUAUACUCGCCCCCUCCUUCAAAAUGUGCUAUCAUUCAUUCUAUAGCUGCCGAUUCAUGUGAUAAAAGAUUUUCAGUCGGAAUAUUGAGGCAGACGGGGUGUUAUAACACACUCAGCAGGCAGGCUAUGGCUCUACAAGUGUGAGGCAUGUCUCACCGUUCGAUACUAGCCGGGGUGCGGACUCUACAGAAGUGGCCCAACCUCUACCCCAAAGGACAAACACAAGAGCUGCAAAUUUUCAAGGUUACCAAAGUGGAGACGAUUGGUAGUGAAUCAAGAUGCGCCGCUGUGAAAACGAGAGACUGCUGCAGUUAUCCUGUGAGAUUUGUGAUCAUCAAACUGUUGGAACACUGAGCACGCAGAUUACUACGGAUGUGCAACUUUGCCUCAAACGUUAUACCAAGCGCAUUGGGAGAAUCCAAGGCCACAGUGUGAUCAGUUGAAGAAUUGAGUCCUUCUUCCGAGCCCACAGCUUUUCAGAGUCCGCCGCGAUGAUUUGUGAAUCCGCGCGGCUUAAUCGAUGUAGUGAAUCGUCUCACGUGGGCUCACGAGAGAUCUUUAAACGUAGUUGUGUUAAUUGCCUAAUGCGAUAAACGAUCUGAUAUCAUCAUCUCUACUGGGUCGUGCAACGGAGUAUGAUGUUAAAGGGCGGAGUACAUUUGAUUCCGGUGCCAAAUGGAGAAGGUAGCUGGAAUAGCCUGUAAACUCCAUCGAGGAAAAUGAUUGCAGAACAAUGCUCCCAUGAUAGAAGAAACGAAGACAUGUCAGAUUUUGGGAGUGCAGGGUGGUGCAGAGCCGCAGCCAGGCUUGAACCAACGAAUAUCCUGCGUCACGUUCAACCGGUCCAGCCUUAUGAACAAUAAACACUCGCUAUCUGCCUUGUCUACCAUCGUUUUCAUUGUACAACGAGCAGUCUCAAGUGUAUGUGAGACUCACAGAAGCUAGGCGCUGGUGGAAUCAUGUCCAAAUAAGCAUGCGCGGAUUCCACAUUCUCUCGGGCGAGAAUACUUAUAAAUCCUCCGCUGGGAACUUCUAAACGCGCAUUGCUCAUCCUGCGCACAGCAAAUCCUACUGUUCCCUGUACGAUGUAUUGCCUCACUCCAUCAAACAUCGACCAUUCCCUCUCACAGCCAUCAUCGGCACCGCUCUGCUAAUUUGCGCUAUUCCUCAAGCUACCAAACCCACCGACGAUGUGACUCUCGGUGGCACGAUUGUCAUCCCUGACGUCUUCCUCGACGGCCAUGUCAGAUGCUACAUCACGAGCAAACCCGGUAAAGACUGCCAAUAUUCUGCGUUUCCUGUGGCAGGGCAGUGCAAGGUCAGCAAUCGCGGAAAUUGUGUUUGGAAGGAGAAAAAUGCGCUCAAGAGGCCUUCUGGAUGUUCGGACUGCAAGUGCAAGAAGAAGUUUGAC